AUGCCACGACUACGUCCGCCAUCAACUGUUCGCGAAACAUCCUUUGAUAACACGUUUACACCGAAUUACGAUACUAUUCGUAAAUCGUGUUUCAUAACGGAAGAUGAGGACGUCGUUCCUAUACCAAUUCAAUUAUUUCUAUGGCGACAAAGCAGUCCGUACCUAAAACAAAAGUUUGGCAAGUUAACUGAUGCAUCAUCAAUCAUUUUCGAUCGGGUACUCGUUCAAAAUAUCCUUCACGGAUUAUCUCCGUGUCUUACCGAUGCAAUCACAAGUAUUCCACGACGAUCAUUUAUCAGAGCAGCAUUUCCACAUGUAAUGUACGCAUGUUCAUCUACGAUCGAACAUAAUCUUCAAGUUGGUCAACAUCAAUCGAUUUCUACUAAUCGUCCAUCGUUAUUAUUUGCAACAUCACCUUCUCGUUCACGAGGUUCAACUCAACUUCAUGUUCCACCGAAUUUGCACAAUCCAAACGAGAAUCCAUUGUUGUUACAUCGUUCUUCCAUAUCACUACCAAACUAUUCAUUGAGUUCAGUUGAUAUUCGUCUUUUUCAAACAUUACAUCAUUUGAUUUUAUAUUCUAACAAUGAUGUAUUACCGUUGAAUACGAUUCAAAUGUUUAUCUAUUUAUUUAUUCCAUAUAUACACACCUAUUUGCGUAAUAACGAAAAAGAUUUUCUAAAUAAUCCAAAUCUCGUGCAAGGAAUGAAUCUGAUUUGGCAACCAUUGUUUGAACAUCGUCAGCCAAAUAUUCGUAUAUUCAACAGUUUUGUUAAACCAAUAGCGAGUCAACAGAAAUCAUCGGCAUCCUCUGACAAUCCUGAUCAAUACUCACGUUUAUCGACGAUUAGUGAAUCAACAAUACCGAAAGUCAGUGUCAGCAAACGAUCUCUAGCAAACGCUCCUUCGUCUGAACGAGAAAGAGCUAGUUUGAGUAUCUUACCAUCGAAACCAAAAGUUAACGAUCCUAGACAAUCCAAAUCGGGUGCACGUACUGAUUCGAUUACCACAUCUUCGAUUACUUUGAAUUCGAUAGCUGAUCUUUCAAGCUAUGGUCUCUUUGAUAAUAGUGCACAAAGACAAGCACCUCUUGUGCAUAUGAGUUCAAUUUAUUCAGUGUCCGAUCUUAGUCGAAUGACCAUCUCACCACAAAGUCCAGCUGUCGAUAAGGGUCAUCGUGUGUUUGAUCUACCAUCGCCAGCUUCAGUCUCAUCGGUUCCUAUACCUUUACUCACAUUUCCCAAACCACCAGACACUGCACAAGGUCGUCUUAAUUCGAUGUCUGAACAAUCAAAAGCUCUAUCAUCCGAAUAUCUCCUACUUGCGACCUAUUUCGAUGUGGGAAUCAUUCGAGCCCUAUUCAGUCCGUCAUGGUUAACCGAUGGUUAUCUUUGGUGUUUGGAAUACUUGCAUAAACGAUUAGUGGAUAUUUCCGAUAAGAUUUUAUCUGAUGCACUGACAAUCGGAAUGUUAUCGAUCAAUGUUCUCCGUUUCAAAAGUCUUUCAAUUCCGCAAAUUAAUACAAUGAACGAGCCAGAUCUCGAUAAAUAUAUAAGAAAAACUUACAUUAACGAACAAGUAACGAAUGGUAUUAUUGAACAACAAUCAACCAUGACAAUCAUUUCGAAAGGCAUGAAACCAGCACAUGUGUUACUAAAUGUUCCGUUUAAAUAUUCAUCAGGGAAAAGUUUUUUUUGUCAAAAAUAUGAUACGUUAAAUAGGAGAAAUCGAGAACGACAAUUAUUGAUCAGAAGUAAAAUUCGUUAUAUCGACGAAGACGGCAUUGAACAUUUAGAUUUAGCCAGCACAAACUACUCCGAACAUUUUGGUUUACCUGUUUCACCAUCAAAUCCGAACCGUAUUCAUCUAACUGAACCAACAUUGGUGUUAUUUCGAACAUCGAUAGACAACACAAAAGAUACGAUCAUUCGUCGAUCAACCGAUACGAGUUCGAAUCAACGACAGACGACAAGCACUGCGCCGAUAACAAAUUUAAAUGCCAUGAAAUUUUACAGUGCUAGUGACUCGGCAAUCGAUUAUAAUUUUCUUACGGAUAUCAAGGAAGCGCAGAGUUCGAGUGGAUAUAUAAAUCGAAGUGGCACGCUGAAUUUUACUGUUGUUCUUGCUGCCGUUCAUGCUGUGAUUUGCAAAGAACAUCAUAUAAAAAUUUGUGAAUUCGCUAUGAGCAUCCUGGAUGUUUUAUUCGAAUUAGCUGUUAUAUCGACUAUCGAAGAUGACACGCAGAGAAAAGCGUUGUUUAGUGCAAGGAAUACUAACAUGAUGAUAAUCGAUGAGAAAGAAAACGAAAAUAUCGAAGAAUGGUUGAAACAUAUGGAUAUGAAAGAAGAUGAAAAGUUUCAAGUCGCGGUAGAUAUUAUUCUCAGGAUACUUAAACGUCUUGGCUGUUCAAAUUGUCAAUCCCGUGGUCGAAGUUUUAACACUGACCAAUUGCGUGGUAAAGUUCGUGUAUCACUGAAUAAACUUCGUCUACUCAAUCAUCAACGAUUUGAAAAAUGCUUUCUAAAUUUCGCCACGAACGCAAAUCUUGGACAUAUAUUCGAUAUUUUACAUGCAAUUUGUGGGUACUGUGUUGAAACAACUAUUGGUCUUGCUCAUUACGCACCCUAUCUUCCAACAAAAGCCGAAGCACAAAUUCAGCAAACUUAUGCAAACAACUUUGCUAAUACACAUCUCAGUUCAGGAGCAAAAGGUAUCGAUGGUUAUAUAUUGAAUAUAAUAUUCAAACCGUUUGUUACGCGGUUGAAUCUCAUGGAAAAACAUUUGCUCUCCUCGGAAAACACAGCAUUGUAUAAUGAGUGUCGGGCAUUUCUAAUCUAUAUGAAACAAAACCAUGGUGGAGUGUUUCGUUCGGCUGUUUUUUCGUCACUGAUCGAUCCGGAAAGGAAACUCAAACUGUUAAGACAAUCAAACAACGAUAAGAAAGUUAUGACGAAUCACGGAUCACGGAAUGGCAUUGAUGAAAAUUCAGAUCAAGAAUUGUCGCCAGGUCGUCCUCGUAACCCUGACUUGUUAAUUGAAACCGAUGACCACAGCUCUUAUGCGCAUCACGAAGAACAUCUUUUCAUUGAUCUACCAUUGGUUCGUCUUGGACUCUUACGUCUGAAUUUCAUCACGGAUGCAUGUCCACCUGGUCUCUUACCUGAUCCAGAAUUUCUCAAUAGCCUACUUCUCUUGGAUGCACCUGUUCUCUCAAAAGCAGCAUUUCUUCUCCAGUGUGCCCAUUAUGUUCGUCGUUGUUCCUUAGGUCAAUGGCCAGAGUGGAUGCGUGUGCAUAUUACGACCUAUCGUUUACACGAAGCACUCUUUGGACGAACAAAUGGAAAUCCUAGCAUAAAACUAGCUCGAAUAUAUCAAGCAGCAGCAGCUCGGAUGUUCUACAUUUGGGGUGAAGCUAUUGCAUCACAAUUGGAAAUAAUAAUGAAUAAUGAACAGGUGCAGACUUCAAUAAACAACCUAUGGAGUGCGGACGAAACAUUUGAAGAUUAUUACAAUGAAACAAUCGUCAAUCGUUCAGGUCAUGAAUGUCCGUACUCAUUAAAACUACUCGCUUGCUUACUACUCUAUGAAAUCACUUCAUUUCUUCGUGAAACAUAUACUACAUUACCAAAAAUGUCUUCACUGUUGACCAGUAGUACCAAUCAAUCACGACAGCAACGCUCACAUCAUGCUCAAGCAGUUAUUGAUGUCGCAACAGGAAUGCCCGAUAAACGGACAUCAGAUUGCUUACGAAUGAACAGUUUUAUAUCUCAGGUAUCCAAUCGAAGCACAAGCUCUAUCCUUUCCAAUGAUCAGCAACCACUUUCACCCCAAAUGUUAUCGGCAUCGAUGGGUCACACAAUUCCUGUACCCAACGACCGUCAUAUUAGUUUUGUUAUCAAUAAUGAAAAUGAUUCUGUUGAAAGUGCUCAUACCAUCGUUGUAGUCAAUGACGACGAUGCUACCGCUCCUGCCACAGUUAUUGAUGGCAAUUCUAUAUCUAUAUCUAUACCAGCGGCCAAAGCGGGAAGCAUUAGCGGUAGUAGCGUUGGCAAAAGCAAAUUUACGCGAAGAGCAAGUAUAAAGUUGAGAAAGCCAUCGACUCGAUUGAAAGAAACUUCGAAAAAUGUUCCUCGUUCAUCAUUUCGCAACCGAAGUCGCAGUCAUGUCUCGAAUGUUUCUAGUGAUGCGGAAAUUCAUCAAAUGAACACUACCAAUGCUCCUUCCGAAACACAAGAUGAUUAUUCCGUCAAUCCAGCUGACGAUUUCGAUCAUAUGAUCCAAACGCGACCAUUUCCAUGGAUUAAAACUGUCAUUAGAAUAUUCAAUCAUGUCAAUAUGACUUGCGAUCAUCAGCUGAGAUGUCUUUCAACAUGUUAUGAUAAACAAAAGAAGAGUUGUAUGAAUCUUCUCAAAGCUUUAUUGAAUAUGUAUGAAUUGAAAUCAACUCAUUCGUGUUCAUCAUCGAUACAAACACAAUUGAAACAUACUGAUGCACAAUCGCAUCAAAAGCAAAUCUUUUCGAAUAAUCUAUUCGAUGAACAUACAAUGGAUUUACCAUCGGAAAACGAAACUAAUAUGCAUUUUGACGCAAUUUCAGAUUAUAUAAAAAAACAGGUCGGAUCAUUGAUUCAUAUACCAUUGUUAAUACUCUGCAAAUCAGCUGUUCUGUUGGAUGAAGAACAUUAUGUACAAAUUCUCCGUUUAUCUUGGCAAUUAUUACUUGAUCAGAACGAAGAAUUAUCCGCAUGUGCUGCAACUAUUGUUAUUCUUACCGGCGCUCGUGCCAGUCAUCUAGUUGAUACAUUGAUGAAUACUGAAAUGACAAAUGUUUCGGGUGCUGUUCGAUACAACUCAAUAUUGAGAUUUGAAUUGCUCUGGCGAUUUCGGUAUCAAUUUUGGAUUCGAUUGGAAGAGGGUGCUCACUGUCUGAUGAAAAUCCUUCCGCCAAGUAUCGAGUUUGUUUUACCAUCCGCUGCGCUUGGUAUUGCAAAUCUACAAAUAGUCGAUCCACCAUGGAUGCCACAUGUGAAAACACUUGUUCAGCAAGUUGCACUGAAUCAAGAGGAAGUGCGGGCAGUGGUUACAACCAGUAAAACGAGGAAAAAACACCAACAAGAAUUUAUUCAUUUGGCUUUGAUGAGAGAAGAGAAUAGUAAACGAGUGGCACGCGAAAAUUUCAUGAUGUCAUCUGUUUCAAUGCUACAAGCAGCAUCAUUCGAACCAUUAUUGCAUCAAUCAAGAGAGGAAGAUGAAGAAGGACAUGCUGAUGACGAUCGAGUCAAUGAAACAAGUGUACAACUUCGACAAGCACAAGGAACAUUUCCAUCAGUAUUCGGUAGAGCUAUAUUUCAUCUCGUCGACAUGCUGGAAGACGAACAUGUUAUUGAACAUGGUGCUUCAGUUUCCGAAGCUGCUCAGAAAGCGCUCAAUACUUGUUUACUCGAAGAUCCAACGUUACUCAUUCGUUUCUUCUUCGAAAAACUCUCACAGAAAGAACGUCGUAUUCAAUCACUUCAAACCCUUCAUCGUUUAAUGUUGUACUCAACUGAUAUUCCACCACAAUUUGCCCAUUCUAUUUUCAAUUAUGUCCUCGGUCUAUUGUUAAGUGUGAUCCGUUCUUCUAUCGAUAAUUCUCAGGAAUUAUUCAUCUCGGGCUUAACGUUAUUCUGGCAAAUCAUUCCCUAUGUUCACGGCCUUGUCCUAAAAGAUUUAAAACAAAUCUUACGAAAAGAACAAGCUGAAAUGAUGAUUUUAGUAACCGGAAAUAUUCCUUCGACGAAAAAAGUGGUCAUUCAUGGUCCCGAUGCAUCGCAAAUACCAACACAAGCGAUUAUAUCUGAAGACACUCAAUUCGCCAGUGUUCUUCAAGAAGCAUUGGAAUUCUUUGGUAUACCAGAUGUGAAACGCGAUCACUAUCAUUUAAUUGAUAUUAAAACUCAACAAAUUCACAUACCCGAAACAUAUGUUCGAGAUUUUUACUUCUUUCGACGUAAUAUUUAUCCGCAAUUAUCCUUAGUUCAUAUGGACUCAAGUCAUUCGCAACGACAACUUGAGAAUACAGCCGUUCAAAUCAAAACUAUCGAACUAGCGAAAGUUUUAUUCGCACGAUACUUUCUCGAAAAUACUCCAUUCAAUCAAAUGCAUAAUUCGAUUACGUUCUUUCAUGAUGAAAUCAUGAAAAGUCCGUUAUUUCCGCGCAAACAAUUAGAAUCAGAUUUUAAUCUGUAUAGAAAAAUGUGCACUACGGAAUUGUGUAGUUUAGACAUGUUGCACAAGUACAACUGGUUAAAACUAAUCGGAUGUUUAUUUUUCAAUAUGGAUGGCAAAACGAGUACCACAUCCGAUAUAACUCCAUUUAUUCCUAUCAUAAAUGGUUCAUUUAUCUUGUAUUGCGAAGAUUCGAUGAUGUUACGUUUUUGUGUAGCCACUUACAUUAAUAUUGUAAAACAUUUUCGGCAUAUCUUUGGCACGAAUGGAUAUCUUCUGAUUAUGCCAACUUUUCUUCGUGUGUAUUCAACUCUUCAAUCGAAUCCGAUGGUAAAAUCUACGAUCGAGUUUUGUUGUCGACAGUUUUUCACCUUACAUCGUAUACCGUUUAUCUUACAAAUGCUCGGGAGUAUAUCUCAAUUGUUUGACUUCGAUGAACAAACGGAUGUGAUUCGAUCAGAUAAUAUUCUUUCGAUUGGAUUAUUCCGCCUCCUCAUCGCAUUAGAACAAACGAAUGCUGACGCACAGCGAGAUGAGUAUUCGAUUUUAGAAUUGAUCAAGAAUGAUCUACCGAGGACGGAUCCACCUGCUGAAGCAACAUCCGGACAAGGAACACCGUUAGCACCAACCACACCAAUCAAAUCCUUAGAUUUUUGUUAUACAGAUGAUGAUAAUAUCUUUACAUUCUUAAAUUGCUUCGAUGCUUGCGUUACCGUUGUUGCAUAUGCACCUGAUUCUAUUCGAGCACUACAAAUGCUUGGUGUCAUGGACAUUCUUCUUCCAAAGUAUUUGCAACAUUUGAAAGCUCGUACAAGUAAAACUGACGUUCAAAAACAAGCGCGUGAUGAAAUGAAAAUUCUCGCCCGAUUAUCAAUGGCAAUGAAAACACUAACCCUAUCAUUAGAGUCGUUGGCGCGAGCGUUUGUCGAGCCGAAAUCUGAAACGAGUACAAAUACACAUCACAAACUUCCUCGUGGUUCAUAUUGUUCAUCGCCCAUUGUUCCAGAUGAAGAUUCAAUCAGUCGUUUUAUUGACGAUCGACCGAAAAAUCGCGUACAAGAUGCGGAUGAACUGAAACAAGUAGGUGAAUUUCGUUGGCCUCGCAACACACUUCUAUCCCUGAUUUCGACAUUCGUAUGUCUUACUUCUUCGCGUGCCAAAGAACUCAGUAAAGUGUCCAACGAUCCCACCUACCGUAAUUUCGAACUGUUCGAUAUCAAAUCCCAUCUACGAGUGGCUGAUAUCACACAUACAUUACUCAAACUAGCCAGUUUCGAUCCUGUGACACUCUCUUGUCGGGGAAUACAGAAUUAUUUCCAAAAAUUAGCGCCGUGCACUGAUUGGAAUCAAGAACAAUUACGUCCUGCAUUGAAUCUUCUACUGAGACGUAUCGAUCGAGUGUUGGCGAAAAUUACGAAAAAGCCAGCAACUAAACGUUGUUUUAAUUGGGAAGCAACUAUUGGAAUUCUCAAUGGAAUUUAUUUGACCAUCGAUCGUUAUCCAGCCAUUGCUUAUUUUCCCAAUCUCAAAACAUUAAUUUCCAGUUGUAUUAAUUUACUAUUGAACGAAAACGUCGUAGAUCCGACUCCAGUUCUGUUACGAUCGGAUAUUCUUACAUUUCCAAGCGAAUUCUCUCAUAUUAUCAUUAAACUCGUCGGUCGAUAUCUCUUGGCUAUUAAGAAUCAAGCAAACAUCGAAGCUUUAACAGCAAAUAACUUGUCAUCCCCAAAUCCGACUGUAACAAUCAAUCAUCUCUUACAUUUUCUAUUACCGUUAAUGUUCUGGGCAAGUAGUGGUCGAAAAGACGCACCGAAACUACACGCUCAGGACAUUUCCUAUAUUGUCACAAUACUUCUUAAUUCAAUUAAACCACCAUCGAAACUUGCAGUAACCAUGGGCACACAAAUUGGACCUUCCGGACAGACUACAAGCGGUGGAAGACAACAUUUAACUGUCGGAGAGGCUACUGCACCCAGUAACAAUUUAUCUCAUAAAUCAAUUAAACAAUUGAGAGAACUUUUACAUACGAGUUCGUUACUAGGUUUGAAAAUUUUAAUUAUUGGAUUCAGUAAACAAUUAAAACGUGAAUGGCAACGUCUUACUCAAGGAAUCAAAUCAAUCUGUAAUAAGCAAUCGAAUAUUUCCUCGAACCUUCUUUCGUUCAUCGACUUUCUUGUUUCGUAUAAAACGCCAGUCUAUUUACUUCUUCGCCCAUUUCUAAUGCAUUACACGCAAUCAGUCACCUCGGACAAUAGUCGAGACUUUGCAAUUAUUACCACUGUUCAACAAAAGAUCUUGUUCGAAAAGAUACCGAUAUCAAAAUCGAAUGGAGAAAUCCUCCAUGGACUUCGACUAGAAUUGAAUCAACUCAAAGCCGAUGUAGCCGAUGAAUCAAAAGUGACGAAUGCAUCUGAUAUUCGUCCGAUAAGCACAGGAAAAGUACGGUUCGACGUCGAAGUAUUAGGACAAACGAAAGAUCUUGAUAAUCUGACAAUUCCAUUGACCAGUGCGUCAAGUAUCUAUUGGUCUUCAACGGCUCAUCACUUUCGGCAACAACGACUUCAUGAUUACAGCCUAGACACUUCACCAAAACGACGAAUGGGAACAAUUCGAGGAAGAGAUGCAUUGAACAUUCUCGAAACCUAUCACGAACGAUAUCGUAUUCGAUGUGGCGAAUUUCGUUUUACACGUUCAGUUUCAGAUACUUCAUCGAAAACAAUCGAAGAUAUUGUAUUCAGACGACCAUCAAGUAUGACCAAUGACAUCGAAGCGUCGAUCUCAACUGAUUCUCAACAGCUCCGAACAUCUUCACUGACACAUUCUCCAAUGUCCUUGGCUCGUUCACUAACAGUCACUAGUGACCGAAGUUUAUCAACACUGAACGGUGACAAUUUCAUGGAUGAAAGCACUUUAGAACAAUCAUCACCCAUCAGUGAUCAAAACACAUCGAAGCUACGAACGUUUCGAGGAUGGAAACGAUAUCCUGCACAUGUAGAACGAUCGCGAUCACCGAAAGGUUCAGGACGAUCCAACACAUCCAAUACAAACGACCAAUCCCAAUCAACUGAACAAGUUCAUGACCAAUCUUCUGAUGUAAUUGAUAUUUGUGAACCUGGCGCUAAUGACAAUUUUGAACAGAUGCAAGCACGUCGAAGCUCAUUGUUAUUAUCUCGUUUAUCGAAUCCCGAGGCAAAUCACUAG
Adineta ricciae is the source of this 9408-nucleotide messenger RNA. NCBI's taxonomy places the organism in Eukaryota, Metazoa, Rotifera, Eurotatoria, Adinetida, Adinetidae. The record is from the annotation of a GenBank genome assembly.